Messenger RNA from Drosophila willistoni, 2187 nucleotides. It is a transcript of the gene Kap-alpha3, whose product is annotated as importin subunit alpha-4. Gene Ontology annotation, molecular function: protein binding; nuclear import signal receptor activity. NCBI's taxonomy places the organism in Eukaryota, Metazoa, Arthropoda, Insecta, Diptera, Drosophilidae. Bases 275 to 1819 code for a protein of 514 amino acids. Gene Ontology annotation, cellular component: nucleoplasm; cytoplasm; nucleus. Gene Ontology annotation, biological process: NLS-bearing protein import into nucleus. The record is from RefSeq and is a predicted model, not a curated record. The transcript is spliced from 6 exons.
CCAACUUAACUCACGUCGCCUGUCAAUUGUCACCCGAGUUGCAAUUUUUAUAAUCAAAAGAUAAAAAAUUCUUAAUCACUUUUCAUACGACCAAAUUGGGUGCCAGUGUAUUGAAAAUACUGCAUAAAUUACAUCUGCAAACGAGGAGACAAGACCACAGUGGACAGGUUAAGAUCCACAAAGCAAAAGCAAAAAAAAAACUUUUGUGAGAGAGAAAAAAACUAAAAAAAAAAAUAGAAUAAAAACCACUAGCACAUACACACACACAUUCAAAAUGACGUCGUUGGACCAGAAUCGUUUGCAAAAUUUUAAAAACAAAGGCAAGGAUCAAGAGGAGAUGCGUCGGCGGCGUAAUGAAGUCACAGUAGAGCUUCGCAAGAACAAACGUGAGGAGACCAUUCUCAAGCGCCGUAAUGUGCCCAAUUUGGAUUCGAACACAGAUGAAGAUGACCAAGUGCCCAAUUCGAUCAAUUUGAAGAAACUGGCAUUGGCGGCGGCAGAUACCUCCAAACCGGAGCAACAGUUGCAAGCCGUUCAGGCAGCGCGCAAACUACUCUCGUCGGACAAGAAUCCACCAAUCGAUGAACUUAUCAAAAGCGCCAUAUUGCCCCAAUUGGUCAAGUGCCUAGAGCAACACAAUCACACAAUGUUACAGUUUGAAGCAGCAUGGGCGCUUACCAAUAUUGCAUCUGGCACAUCGGAUCAGACUAAUCAGGUCGUCUCUGCUGGUGCCGUUCCGCUCUUCCUUCAACUACUUAACUCACCCGCUCCAAAUGUCUGCGAACAAGCCGUAUGGGCUUUGGGCAACAUUAUUGGCGAUGGUCCAUUGCUACGAGAUUUUGUCAUUAAGCAUGGCGUUGUCCAGCCGUUGUUGUCCUUCAUCAAGCCGGACAUACCAAUUUCGUUCUUGCGCAAUGUCACCUGGGUGAUUGUGAACUUAUGCCGUAACAAGGAUCCGCCGCCGCCAGCCGCCACAAUCCAUGAGAUCCUGCCCGCACUGAAUGUGCUUAUCCAUCACACGGACACGAAUAUUCUAGUGGACACUGUCUGGGCUAUUAGCUAUUUAACCGAUGGCGGCAACGAGCAGAUCCAAAUGGUUAUCGAGAGUGGAGUUGUGCCGAAGCUAAUUCCAUUAUUGGGCAACAAUGAGGUUAAAGUCCAAACGGCGGCUUUGCGUGCAGUCGGAAAUAUUGUCACUGGAUCCGAUGAGCAGACACAAGUUGUACUCAACUAUGAUGCGCUCUCCUAUUUCCCAAAUUUGCUCUCGCACCCGAAGGAAAAGAUACGCAAAGAAGCGGUCUGGUUCUUGUCUAACAUUACCGCUGGCAAUCAGUCGCAAGUGCAGGCUGUCAUCAAUGUUGGUCUCUUGCCGAAAAUCAUCGAGAACUUGAGCAAGGGCGAAUUCCAGACACAAAAAGAAGCCGCAUGGGCCAUAAGUAAUCUGACUAUCAGUGGUAAUCGCGAUCAAGUCUUUACGUUGAUAAAAGAAGGUGUCAUUGCACCGUUCUGUGAUCUGUUAUCAUGCCAGGACACACAAGUUAUCAAUGUGGUACUCGAUGGUCUUAACAACAUGCUCAAAAUGGCCGAAUCGCAUGUGGAGGCCGUUGCCAAUUUAAUUGAAGAAUGCGAGGGUCUGGCUAAAAUUGAGCGCCUGCAAGGCCACGAAAAUGUUGAUAUCUAUAAACUGGCAUACGAAAUCAUUGAGCAAUACUUUACAGAUGAGGGCGAACAAGCAAAUCUGGCGCCAUCAUCCGAUGGCACACAGUAUAACUUUGACCCGAAUGCUGAUAAGCUACCGAUGAACUCUUUCAACUUUUAACGAUUUUAAACACGUUAGAAUGAACUUUACACCAUCAACCAAACAAAUCAAGAAAACAAACAAGAGCAACUAAAACCAGAAGAAACGAAGCAAAACUCUAACACACACAUUACACAAGGAAUAUGUGUAUAAAAUAAAAAAAAAGAAGAAUUAUAAUCAUAUAUGUAUAACCUAAAUAAGAACGGGAGAACUCCAUCUGAAUCCGACAAGCAUCAAGCAAUAGUGUUAUAAUUUCCCACAGUAACAAUGGCAAACAAUAAUAAUUAUUAUAUUAUACGACAUCUUAGUUCUAUUUAAAACGAUCUGUAGCAGAAAAAGAAGCAAACGAACCGCAAAAUAUGCAUAAAAUUGCAAUUUUCACUCUUCAA